AUGGCUACUACCGAUGGUGAAUAUUCAGCUUUAUUUCCGCUUACAGAUUGUAUCUAUUUUGCAAAUGGUAAUUGUAUGUUUAAGAAGAAAUGUCGUUAUCGUCAUUGUGAAUUAGCUAUGAAGCAACUAGAAGAAUGUUCCAAUUGGCCAGAUUCAUGUCGUAACAAAGAUUGUCCCUAUCGACAUACAAAGAAACCAACUAAAAACAAAAGACCGCCGCUACAAGAAAAAGGUUUCGUGAGUUUCUUUUGGGAUAUUGAAAAUGUUCCUAUACCUAAACAACAAAAACCUUUUGNAUCACCAGUCAUUGGUUCAUUCGAUACAAUAAUUAUCUGCAAAAGAAAUAAUCAAAACAAUCUUUUUUUGACAUCGCAUAUAACUCUCAACACUACGCAAAAUAUGGGCUGCGGUGGAUCGGUGCCAACAGCUAGUUCUCUCAAUAAUGAUCAAAAUCUUACUAAAACAGUAACCUCUACAUCAUCAUCGUCACUUGCUACAUUAAAUCAGAAAUCGAACUCAAAUCACAUUGGAAAACGAGGUCGUCGAACUGAUACACAUGAAAUUGUUUCGAAAUUUUCUUUUGAUUUGGCUUGA
This is a messenger RNA of Rotaria sp. Silwood2, 594 nucleotides long. The record is from the annotation of a GenBank genome assembly. NCBI's taxonomy places the organism in Eukaryota, Metazoa, Rotifera, Eurotatoria, Philodinida, Philodinidae.